Messenger RNA from Chaetomium fimeti, 1185 nucleotides. RefSeq lists its product as uncharacterized. Bases 40 to 1185 code for a protein of 381 amino acids. Lineage: Eukaryota; Fungi; Ascomycota; Sordariomycetes; Sordariales; Chaetomiaceae. The record is from RefSeq and is a predicted model, not a curated record. The transcript is spliced from 3 exons.
GCAACAUUACAAUUACUCACAAACUCACAUCAACACAAGAUGACCAUCUACACUACAUCGGUCGCGGCCCUGGCCCUCCUGCUAGGCACCGCUCACGGCCACAUGGUAAUGACCACCCCCACUUCCUUUAACCUCCACGGGACAGCCAAGCUUCUGCAGGUCGACCCCCUCGGGGCGUUCCCUUUCCCGUGUCAGGGUAUGUUUGACGUCGUCGAGACCACCUCGAUCACCGCGGGCAACACCCAGACGGUCAAGGUGGACGGCGGUGCCCAGCACGGCGGCGGUUCCUGCCAAUUCAGUCUGACCUACGAGAACCCGCCGCCGGCGGACAAGUCCAAGUGGAAGACCAUCUACACCAUCAUCGGCGGGUGCCCCGUCCAGGCCGAGACCAACCUGCCCGUGACGGGCCUGGACGCCGACGGCCGGGCCCAGUCCCUCCAGUGCGGCAACGACAGCGGCGUCGAGUGCAUCCGCCAGUUCGACAUCCCCAUCCCCAAGGAGCUGCCCAACGGCAACGCCACCUUCGCCUGGACCUGGUACAACAAGAUCGGCAACCGCGAGGUGUACAUGAACUGCGCGCCCGUGACCAUCAGCGGCGGCGCCGGCAACCAGCAGUUCUUCGAGGACCUGCCGCCCCUUUUCCUGGCCAACGUCCCCGGCGAGUGCACCACGGGCAACGGCGUGUUCAACAUCCCCAACCCCGGUAGGUACGGUAGGAUCCUGGAGCAGCCCGCGCCCGGGAACGAAGGGUCGUGCCCCAAGGCCGACCUGCCGACCUUUGAGGGCGGUAGCGGUAGCGGUAGCGGCGGCGGCGGCAACGGCAGUGGAGGUGGCUCGUCAGUCGUCCCCCCUCCCGCCCCAAGCUCCUCGGCCCCCCCUGUCGCAUGCCCUCCCCCCUCUUCCUCUGGGUUUAUCACGCAGACCGUCCCCGCAAGCGCGUCCCCAACUUCUGUUGUUGCCGCUCCGGCGCCGAGUGCCACGAACGGUGGCGGUGGCGCCGGCACUGUUCCGCCCGGCGGCCAGCCCUGCCCCGAGAAUGGUGCCAUUAUCUGCUUCAGCCCGACGUCGUUCGGACUCUGCGCGAAUGGCGUGGCCAUCCCCCAACCAGUGGCCCCGGGCACUACAACCGCUGGAAUCCGGAAGGCGAAUGACAAGUUCCUAAAACCCAACUGCCCAGGCGUUUAA